Messenger RNA from Sesamum indicum (sesame), 934 nucleotides. RefSeq names its product scarecrow-like transcription factor 11 (SCL11). The record is from RefSeq and is a predicted model, not a curated record. NCBI's taxonomy places the organism in Eukaryota, Viridiplantae, Streptophyta, Magnoliopsida, Lamiales, Pedaliaceae. Gene Ontology annotation, biological process: maturation of 5.8S rRNA.
CAUCCAAAUCUCUCUCCCCCCAAACAUCGCGGAUCGCUCGGGGAUAUUUUUGUCAUUCCGGUUCCAAUAAUCUUAUUGCCCGAUUCGAAAAACCCUUGCGAUUUGGGAACCAAAGUCUGCCUCUAUACCUGAACUCGCAGGACAGAGGGAGAGGAGAGGAGAGAAGGAAAAGGAGUAUCAGGAACUGUUUGAUAUAUCAUUAAAGUUUGGUCUGAGAAUUUAGCAUGGCGAAGCGAGAGCUAUCCAGUACUUUGAAGAACUUGAAGUUUAUGCAAAGGGCUUCUCUGAAAGAUGAGAAAACCAAGAAGGAAGAAGAGGUCGUAUCUGCUGGAGAUUUCCCUUCCACAAGUGCUGUUAAAAGAUGUGUUGUUAUAGUUGAAGGUGAUCCCCAUCCUGGGAUGACAAGAGGCCGCAUGUCGUUUUUAAGUUUUAACCCAUCUAUUGAUAAACUGAAUGAAGAAGCAUCUGACGUUAGCGAAACUGAAACCCCGGCUACAAGUUCUGGCAGACAAAAUGAAACGAUAUCCAGCAGAGAAAAUGCAUCCUCACAAUAUAGGUCAGACAACUCGGAAUUAGAUGCUUCAAGCAGUAUAGCAAACGGUGAUCUCAAGAGAAAGCAAACUGAAGUCACCUCUGAAGCACAGUAUCCAAAUAAGUCUUUGAGAAACUUCCAAGACAAUCAAGACUCAUCUCCAACUAGAAACCAUAGUACUCAAAAGCUCCAUAAACGUGAUAAGCUGGAUUGGAGUGUUCUUCGGCCUCCCAAGCACGGAAGCAAAAAGAGGUAAGUUUUUUCAGGAGAUAUUUCCAGAUUUGUCUCAGUUGAGUAUUUUUUGGCACUUACAAUUGCCUUCUGCAGUUAACUAUGUUGUAAUGCAUUUUACUUUGUAUUCAAUGUUUAAAUCCUCCAUAAUUCAGAUAAGCUCUUUUCUAU